AUGGGUUUAUUAACUGAUCCUAGAGCAGGCACAGGAAAAAUGAUAAAAUUUCUCUUGAAAAGAGAGAAACAAUUGUGUUUUCUGCUUUAUAUUGGCGGUGUUAUAUGCACAAUGAUUUUAGCAGUACCAGUAUUUAAUGAUCAUACUUAUUUCUCUGAAAAUGCUUUAUUGCCUGGAUUAGUAACAAAAGAGAGCAAUUUAGAUCAAACAUCAAAACAAUUUUAUUAUGAAUUAUUACAUGAAAUGAAAAGAUAUCCAGAUAGUAUGCCUUAUGCAUGGCUGUCAGCAAAAUUUAAUCAACUUCAUCUCGACACUUUUAUCCAUAAUUUUUCAUUGAUAUAUCCAUUUAAGCAACAAAAAUUUACAGGACAAAAUAUUUAUGGAAUAGUUAGAGCACCCAAAGCAGCAAGUACUGAAGCAAUUGUUGUCAGUGUACCUUUCCGACCUAUUAAUAGUGUUUACUUAAGUACAGCACCUUCUGUUGCAUUGCUAUUAGCAUUUGCUAAGUUUUGCAGAAAACAAAAAUAUUGGGCCAAAGAUAUCAUUUUUCUUGUAACUGAAUAUGAACAAUUAGGUAUGCAGGCAUGGCUAGAUGCUUAUCACGGUGUUACAAGUGGUCAAGAAGGUAUAUUGGUAGCCGGUGACUUACCUGGCCAUGCUGGCUCUAUUCAGGCUGCCAUUAAUUUAGAAUUACAUGCAAUGAAAAUUUCAUCUAUAGAUGUUAAGGUUGAGGGACUAAAUGGACAACUACCCAAUUUGGAUCUUUUCAAUCUAGCUCAAAAUAUGAUUGCCAAAGAAGAAAUUCAAAAAACAUUCCAACGUAGAGUUGAUAGUACUGAUACAAAUAAGUUGAAAAAAUGGUGGUAUCAUUUUAACACAUUGAUGACAAUGGUAGUUACUCAAGCUACUGGUAUACCAAGUGGAAAUCAUGGAUUGUUUCACAGAUUUGGUAUUGAAGCUGUUACUUUAGAAGGAUUUGAAAGAAUUGGUAAAGCUUCAGAAGCAAAUUUUUAUCAAGUCGGCCGCGUAGUAGAGAGUAUGGUACGCUCGCUAAAUAAUUUAUUAGAACGUUUUCAUCAAUCGUACUUUUUUUACCUUUUACCUUCAACAGAUAGAUAUGUUUCAAUAAGUUUAUAUAUGCGUCCUUUAGUACUAAUUGUAGCUAGUCUUUUUAUAAAAGCAUUUUCUAUAUGGCAAAAACUCCAAGCUCCAGUAUUUCAAAGUGAUGAAAAAGACAAUUUACAAGUUCAGAAUGUUAAGGUAAAAAAAUUCGAUAUUGGGAAUAUUACUUCAGAAAUAUUAUGGGCACACACAUUUGGUGUAUGUUUGCUUUUAUCUCCACAAAUAUUUACUUCAAUUGGUAGACAAAUGUGGAAUUUGCGUACAGAAGAUUCUAUAUAUUUUGGUAAUGCUAUGGCUACAGUUUUAACGUUAUUGUGGCCUUUGACUUCAAUGAGAGUAGUAAAAUAUGAAAAUACGUUAUUGAUUUCUGUGAUUGCAUCAGUGGAAUUAGCUACAACUCUUAUAUGUGUUGCAAUGUGUAAUUUUUCAUUAGCAUUAUUAGCAGCAUCUGUAUAUGUGCCAGCUGCUUUAUUUAGUAAACCUAGACAAGGAUCUGUUCAGGGGUUCAGAAUUUUGUUAUAUAUAUUAUGGAUUUCACUUCACCCAUUUGUUGCAUCAUCUAUUGUUAUUUUAGGAUAUACUUAUGUGCACUUUCCUGAAGAAUCCUUGUUGUCUCUUAUAUUUAGUGGAUAUCGUGCCACUAAGCAAGCAUUUGUAUUCAGUAUUAUUGAUUCUAUGAUUUAUGGAAAUUGGUUUUAUAAUGUAACUAUGACUGUAAUGCUUCCUAUUUGGUUAUUAUUUUGGAAUAUUGUAUGUCUUAAAAACACAUAAUAAAUUUAUAGUAAACUCUUUACAAUCUAAAA
Messenger RNA from Vespa mandarinia (Asian giant hornet), 1925 nucleotides. It is a transcript of the gene GAA1, whose product is annotated as glycosylphosphatidylinositol anchor attachment 1. Gene Ontology annotation, biological process: attachment of GPI anchor to protein. Lineage: Eukaryota; Metazoa; Arthropoda; Insecta; Hymenoptera; Vespidae. The record is from RefSeq and is a predicted model, not a curated record. Gene Ontology annotation, cellular component: GPI-anchor transamidase complex; membrane.